Molecule: messenger RNA, 3711 nt
Organism: Leptopilina boulardi
Lineage: Eukaryota; Metazoa; Arthropoda; Insecta; Hymenoptera; Figitidae
Exons: 2
Coding region: 198-3569 (1123 amino acids)
Source: RefSeq, a predicted model, not a curated record
AUUAAAUAUCAUACUUGAAAUUUAGUUUUGGAAACAUAAUUAUGCAAGAAUACGUAUGCAGAGUAUAAGAAUUUUAUUUUUGUCACUUACGGUGAUUUACAACAUUAGAUUAGUCAAACUCAAAAAGAAAAUUGAAUAACUAAUGCAUUUUAACUAUUUUCAAUAUAAAUUAUAAGAGUAGAUGAAAAAUAAAAAAAAUGGAUUCAUUAAUAUCCGUAAGUCCACUAGCAACAGUACAGCUUAUACCUGUCAUUAAUUAUUUGAACCUACUUAGUGAUUAUUUAUUCACCGAAAACUAUUUGGCAGAAGUUAAUCGAAAGAAACAAAUACCAAUUGUUAAUGCACUUUACGACUAUUUCGAAGAGAAUCAAAAUAAUUUAACUAUGCAAUUGAAAUUAAUUAGAUAUUUAUUACAAGGCAGUGAUUUAUACGGAGAAGAAGAUAAUGAGAAUGUAGAUGAAAUUUUCGUUAAUACCAUGUUUGAAUAUAUCAUUAGUUCUCUUGUAUUUGACAAAUAUGGAAAUAUUUAUGGAUUUUUGGCUGAUACAAUUCGCAAAGUAGAAAAUUUACAAUUCGAUAAUUUUUUAAACGUAAUUAAAGAAACACUGAAAAAUGCAACAUUCGACAAUGAAUAUGGAUCUAACUCGAUUCUAACUAAAUUAGCCGUUAAUAGAAUAUAUAAAGAUAUAAUUUUGCCAAUCUUUCCUAAACCAAAGACUAAUCUCAGUAUAUUGUCUCUUGAUUAUAUUUUUGCACAAGCUGGUUCAACGUAUCUUCGACUUGGAAGAAUAAAAAAUACCUAUUAUUCUGAUUUUCAAAAUAAUAAUUUUAAAUACUCUCAUGAAAUUUUUUUUGAUGAAUACUUAAUAGUUGGACACAUAGUAAGGAACUUAAUUAAUUUAAAAAAAAUAGAUGUUCUAACUUUAAGAGUUUUCGCUCUACCAGCUCUUUUAUAUUAUGUAACUACUGAAAUUAAAGUGAAAAAUGAAAUCAUAACAAAUGUAAUUUUCAAUUAUCAUCAUUGGGAGGCAGCUUAUCAUAAAUUUCUCGAAUAUAUGGACAAUGCUUACACUCAAAUAGAAAAUCAAUUGAAGAAUGAUUAUAAAUAUCAAAUGCACUUACGAUUUUUAAGUUUUCAAAAUCGCGCUGUAAUUGCAAAAUCGUUGAUUGAUUCACAAUGCAAUUUUCUGAGUAAAGAACAAAGGGAGAAAGAAUUUAUUACUUAUAUUCGUUUUGCGGAAUAUUUUGAAUGUAGUCAUGAAGUUGUUUUACCCAAUUUAAAUAUUUUGUAUAAAAAUCAAAUUAAUACUCUAGCUGAUAUGUACGGUAAUUAUGAUUUAGAAAUUAUAAAGCAAUGUUUUAAGAAAUCUUUAAUUCGUGAUCUUCAUGGUGUUACAAUAAAUUUAGUAGUUAAUAAUAAUGAAUUAGUAAAUAACGAUUUUAAUAAUUUCCUGUAUUUGUCGUACGAUUUGCUUGAAUUUUAUUACUCUAAUAACAAAACUAUUGAUUAUUAUGCAUUAGUACGAAAAAGUUACACUGUUACACUUAUCAAAGAGACUGAUGAUCCAGUACUUUUUCAAAUACAAUGUGAACCAUUUCUCAAUGAUUUAAUAAGAUUUGGACAGCGAAUUAUUUUAAAAUUAAAUGAUGACGAAGAAAAUAAACUUUUUGAAAAUUUAAUACAUUACAAGAAAGAACGAUUUAAUUCUUUCUUUAGUUUUUCAAACUAUAAUUUAAAAAAUGGUAAAUGGUGGAAGGAAUUUGGAUUGUCUUUAGUGCCAUCUUAUCCUUGUUUAACAAAAAUUAUCAGCUAUGAUACUAACAAAGAAACUUUGUGUGAAAAAGAGAAUUUAAAAUUUUUAAAUAAUUUUACUGAAGAUAUAUUAUUAUAUAUAACAGAUCUAAAUACACAAUCACUUCUUUCUUCUUUUGGUACAACUAUCAAAACAGUAUUUCUUAUUGAAACGAUAAAUUCAAUUUCAGCGUUAUAUAAUUCAUCGGAAAUUUUGACUCAAUUAAAUUUAGAUAUUCAGUCAUUUUAUAAACAAGUUUCUCUUCACAUAGAAGAGCCUAAAUUUGAGACAAUUUCUAUAACUAAAGAUGGUAUUAAAUUAGUAUCAAAAAUUCUCUCUAAUUUAACAGAGAAGAUUAAUUUUAAUUUUACAUCCGUCAAUUAUACUCUAAAUAAAAUGGAAGUUUUAAAAUACAGCUUUAUGAGAGAAAUUGGUGCCGUUGGUAUUAAGAAAAGUAGAAAAUUGUUUGUAAACUCUCUUUAUCCUCAUAAUGGUUUUGGCUACAAAUUUAUAAAAAAUUAUAACAGAGCAAUUGCAUUAUUAAGAACUGAUUAUGAAUUAAAAGAGAAAAUGUUUGUUACACUUGUUCUAGAUUUUCCCGAAAGUAGGAAAAAGUAUAUUAAAUUAAAUAAUAUGACAUUUGAAUACGAACCUAAUUAUUUUAUAUAUGAAAUAAAUAAUCAACUUCGUAGAAAGACAACAAGACUUCGUUUUAAUGGAAUAAAGAGUUAUCAUGAUGAUGAAAAAUGUCUUGAUGAUAUAUAUUUAGAGCAAACGAAACAUUCUGAUAAAUGCUUAAGACAUUGGCGUUUUGUUAAACAACUUAAUCAAAAAGAAGGAGCAGUAGAAUUAUUAAAAAAUAAAGUCAUUAUCGAUGGAGAACAUAUUGCAUCUGAGCAAGAAAUACGUAAUCAAUUAAAAAAAUAUACAUUUCCAGAUGACAAUAUAUUUUUACUUUAUUUUGUCACAAAGUGGAUAGAGAAUAAGAAAUUUGAAGAAUCUGAUUGGAGCAGCAGCUGCAUAAUAGAAAAUGUAGAAAUUUUAGAUGAAUUGCGGUACGAUUUAGUUUUAGAAACGAAAAAUUUAACAAUCCCUGAGGGGAACAAGAGAAUCAAUUCCAUUUAUACGUACAGAGAGAGACGUAAGAUUGAAAAUGGAGCAUCAAUAGAGAAUAUGAUUAGAGAUUUUAAUAAUAAGAAAGCAGGUUUUUCGGUAACAUUUGAAGAUUACUAUGCUAUACAAAAUUUUGUCACAUCAGGCUAUACAAGAAUAAUUGGAGAUACACCAGAAGCGAAACGAAUGAAACUUGCUUUAUAUAGAUUAGCUAUAAGACAAUCUGAUGAUUUAAGGCAUGAAUUUGAGGGGACAUUAUUUUUUGUCGAAUCAGUACCAUUAGACACUAUUAAUUAUCAAUUAUAUGUGGGAAAGAAAGUUGUAUUCCAAAAAUUUUCAAUGACAUCAACAACUGAAACAGCUGCUACGAGAUUUGUUGCAUAUGCACCAAACGGAUUUAGAAAUAUUUUAUAUGAAAUGAAAUUUGAUGAGCCUUACAUUAGAGCAACUAUUGAAACAAAAGUCGAUCGGUUUGAACCUGUAAUUGAAAAAAAUAUAAUCCUUUUACCUGGUUGUGAAUUUGAAAUUGUGCAGAAUGGAACAAUAGUAAUGGGAGGAAUCGGUAAUGUUAUGAAAGUAGUGUUAUAUUUUAAUCCUAAAAGUAAUAAAAAGUAUGAUUGGUAUAAAGAUGUGAUGCGAGAAAUAUCAAAAAUUAAUUUGUAAAUUUUUAUCUUUGAAAAUAAAUUUUUUUGUUUAAAUAUUAUUAAAAACUAGUUUUGUUUUCAAUACAUUUUUUAUUCUCCAAACAAAUUUUUUUUAAAUUAUAAAAACACAUUUAUGUAACAACUAACAACAAAAAUUAAUU